Messenger RNA from Cucurbita pepo subsp. pepo (vegetable marrow), 2058 nucleotides. The record is from RefSeq and is a predicted model, not a curated record. Lineage: Eukaryota; Viridiplantae; Streptophyta; Magnoliopsida; Cucurbitales; Cucurbitaceae.
UCGAUUGGGCUGAGGUGUGAAGGUACUGGGUCGCGUCUGUGGGCUGAAGAGCUGUAGGGCGUCCGAGCAUGGCAAAGUUCCAUCAAUGAAUUUGUGAUUUGGGUGAAUUUGGUCACUGAAGCUGUGGUUCGAACUCAGCCCUUUCAAGUUUGAAUAACUGAAUUAAGAUUCUUCAUUCGGGAAAGAUAGCGAAGCUUUUGUUAGAUUCAGUCCAGAAGCAUCAUCCCCACCGGGUACUUGAAGAACACUUCAUUUCUCUGUUACGAUCAUGUAAGACAGCGGCGCUGCUUCAGAAAGUUCAAGCCCGGAUAAUCACCCACGGUUUCCAACACAAUGAAUAUGUAGCUCCCAAUCUGGUAUCUGCAUGGGCUGGUCUGAAGCGAAUGGAUUAUGCCCGCCAUCUGUUCGAUCAUUUUCCUGACCCAAAACUAGCCCUUUGGAAUGCAACUUUCAGAGGGUAUGUCCGUAACGAGUUUUACAGGGAAGUGAUUUUCUUGUCUGGGAAAAUGAAGAGCAUGGACGUGAGACCCAACUGCUUCACCUUCCCUCUUGUCCUCAAAUCAUGUGCAAAGAUCAGUGCGUUUGUCGAAGGUGAACAGAUACAUUGUGAGGUGAUUAAGGGAGGGUUUGAAGGGAACCAAUUCGUGGCAACUACGCUGAUCGAUGUGUACUCUGUCGGGAGGGCGAUUGGGUCUGCAUACAAGGUGUUUGUUGGAAUGCUUGAGAGAAAUGUAGUUGCUUGGACUUCCAUGAUUAGUGGCUACAUUUUGUGUAAUGAUGUGGUGUUUGCUCGCCGACUUUUCGACUUGGCACCAGAACGGGAUGUCGUGCUUUGGAACAUCAUGGUUUCUGGUUAUAUUGAAAUAGGGGAUAUGGCGGCUGCAAGAAAGCUGUUCGAUGCAAUGCCAUACCGAGAUGUGAUGUCUUGGAAUACAAUGUUGAAUGGGUAUGCAAAUAAUGGAGACAUUGAGGCUUGUGAGCAGCUGUUUGAAGAAAUGCCUGAGCGGAAUGUUUUCUCCUGGAAUGGAUUGAUUGGGGCAUAUGCUCAUAAGGGGUGUUUCUUUGAAGUAUUGGGUUGUUUCAAACGAAUGCUAAUCGAUGGCCUUGUUGUUCCCAAUGAUGCCACCCUCGUCACUGUGCUGUCCGCUUGUGCAAGAUUAGGGGCUCUUGACUUGGGGAAGUGGGUGCAUGUAUAUGCUGCAACAAUCGGGUUUAAGGGAAGUAUUUAUGUUGGAAAUGCAUUAAUAGACAUGUAUUCAAAAUGCGGUGUAAUCGAGAAUGCAAUGGAGGUUUUUGGAAGCAUGGAUUCAAAAGACGUUAUCACUUGGAACUCUGUAAUUUGUGGCUUGGCAACUCAUGGAUGUGGGGCGGAUGCAUUGAAUUUGUUUCACCAGAUGAAGAUGACUGGCGAGAAGCCUGAUGGAAUCACGUUCAUUGGAGUGCUGUGCUCCUGCACCCAUCUUGGGUUAGUUGAAGAAGGCAUCUCAUAUUUCAACUCAAUGGUCCACGACUACUCAAUUGUGCCUCAGAUUGAGCAUUAUGGUUGUAUGGUUGAUCUAUUUGGGCGAGCUGGACUUUUGGACCGAGCGAUCGAGUUCGUGAAGAGGAUGCCGAUGGAAGCAGAUGCUGUCAUCUGGGCUGCUCUUCUAGGUGCAUGCAGGAUUCACAAAAACAUCGAUCUGGGUGAGUUAGCUCUUCAGAAACUCAUUCAGCUUGAACCCAAGAACCCUGCAAACUAUGUGAUGCUAUCAAAUAUUUACGGAGAUGUUGGGAGAUGGAAAGACGUUGCCCGGUUGAAGAUAUUAAUGAGGGACACCGGGUCCAAAAAAUUGCCUGGAUGUAGCUUGAUAGAGGUGAAUGAUAGCGUAGUUGAGUUUUAUUCCUUGGAUGAGAGGCAUUCUCAGAGCGAGGAAAUCUAUGGUGUCUUAAAGGGAUUGAUGAAAUUGUUAAGAUCAUUUGGGUAUGAACCAAAUAUUAUGGAACUCCUGCAGGGAUGAUGAGAACCAAAGUGCGAAACUAAUCUUAUUUACAUGGAAUGGAUUGAUGAACUUAGAGACA